AUGGAGCGCUAUGAGAUUCUUAAAGAUAUUGGCUCUGGGAAUUUUGCUGUGGCCAAACUGGUUAGGGACAACUGCACCAAUGAGCUUUUUGCUGUCAAGUUUAUUGAGAGAGGCCUGAAGAUUGACGAGCAUGUCCAGAGGGAAAUCAUGAACCAUAGAUCAUUGAAGCAUCCCAAUAUUAUUAGAUUCAAAGAGGUCCAGCUGACACCAACACAUCUAGCAAUAGUAAUGGAGUAUGCUUCUGGAGGAGAACUAUUUGAGAGGAUAUGCACUGCUGGUAGAUUCAGUGAGGAUGAGGCGAGGUUUUUCUUUCAGCAAUUGAUAUCUGGAGUCAGUUACUGUCAUUCAAUGCAAAUUUGUCAUAGAGAUCUGAAGCUUGAAAAUACACUGUUAGAUGGAAGCACUGCACCGCGAGUUAAAAUUUGUGACUUUGGUUACUCAAAGUCAUCAGUAUUGCAUUCACAACCUAAGUCUACGGUAGGAACUCCAGCUUAUAUUGCACCUGAGGUUCUUACAAGGAAGGAGUAUGAUGGAAAGAUUGCAGAUGUAUGGUCUUGUGGAGUCACCUUAUAUGUGAUGUUAGUUGGGGCUUAUCCUUUUGAAGACCCUGCAGACCCAAGAAACUUCAAAAAAACCAUUGGUAAGAUACUUAGUGUCCAGUACUCGGUCCCCGAUUAUGUACGAGUUUCCAUGGAAUGUAGACAUCUUCUAUCACAAAUAUUUGUGGCAAGUCCUGAAAAGAGAGUAACAAUACCAGAAAUUAAAAAUCAUCCAUGGUUUUUAAGGAACUUACCCAUAGAACUGAUGGAAAGUGGAAGCUGGCAAAUAAAUAACCCAUCACAAAGUGUUGACGAAGUCCUGUCUAUAGUACAAGAGGCAAGAAAAUCUCUUAAGAUUCCCAUUGUUGGUGGCCUUCUUACUGGGGGCAGCAUGGACCUGGAUGACUUGGAUGCUGAUGAAGAAGAUCUUGAAGAUGUAGAAACAAGUGGAGAAUUUGUGUGUCCUCUUUAA
Sphenostylis stenocarpa is the source of this 1011-nucleotide messenger RNA. The record is from the annotation of a GenBank genome assembly. Lineage: Eukaryota; Viridiplantae; Streptophyta; Magnoliopsida; Fabales; Fabaceae.